AUGUCAGUAUCAAGAGUCUCGACGGAUAACAAGACGUUUGAUUUUAAUCUACGUACCAGUGAGACGGAUUGGCCAUCCUUAAAGGUUCACUUUACUCUGAAACGUGACUCAAUGCAUGUUUACGGUCACACUGAAUUUGAUGUAUAUCUCAACCCAGUUGUAUUGGAUGAGUCAGACAAUGAUGGUAGUGCCAGUGUACUAUACGACGGCUAUGUUGAUUUUAGCAACAGGAAUACACUUGCCAAGUAUUCUCUGGUCAAUGGUAUUGCUUACUCUACCAUUAAUCUAGAGCCCAACCAGACUCAACUCUUAUCAACCAUGUCGCAGUGUUUACCAAUAAACAUGCUGCCACCAUUAAACGAGAUGCUUCCUGCACUUAAUGCCGCGACUCCGAUUGCAAGUGCCAACUUAGAAGGUAUUGAGAUCAAAUGCACAACGGGACACUUUUUCAAAGUCAUGUUGCAAGGACUCAGCUUUGUAAUUUGUGUGUCCGAUACUUCCGGUUUUCACGUAUACGGGAGCGAUAUGGAGUUUGAAGUGAAGUAUUUGAAGAUUCCUGUACAAAUAGUAGCGCCAAAACUAACUGCAAGCGCAGCAAGUGAGUGCAAGACCGUUGUCAAUGCUACUGUAGUGACUGCGACAACAGUUGCUUUACUUACUGGCAAGGAGCUUUCGGAAAGGUCAGAAAGUUACAACUUUGGCUCCACUGUUUAUAUGAGCUCGACCAAGUGCUCUUGCAUGUCGACGCCGCGUCCGUGUCUUUUCAUUCAUGGCUUAGGAAUUGACUUUGCAAAAGCAGAACUCCAAGACUCAUUCUCGUUUUACUGGGGCAAUCUCACAGACCAUGCACCAUGCUGCACGGAUUUCAAGUACAUGAUUUGGAAUUCCAUACAGACUGGUUGGAACAACCAAACUCAACAGCAAAUUAUGUGCGACCUUGCCACCUCGUUAUCUGGAUUUGGUUCACCAAACGAAAUUGCAGACACGAUUGUCGUCACGCAUUCCAUGGGCGGACUCGUGCUGGCAAGUGCAAUCGCUAGCGGAAAGUGCACAUUCGCAGAAAGCAGUUCGUGGAUUGCGACGAGUGCCCCAAUGUCAGGAAGCAUGGGCUCUGACUAUGCUGAGGAGGCUUGUGCUGGUAAGCAUAAAUUUGUCAUGGAGAAAAUUGGCAAUGUAACUGGUGUAUGCCCCGUACUGGGUGGUACAAAGUCGCUUGUAUAUGAAGGCGGUAAGAUGAGUUGGCCGGAGCUGAACGAUGCUUACAAAGCAGCGCGGAAAGUCUACCGGACUCAUGUUCAUGCAGCACUUUGCAGCAACUGGUACGUUGGUUUAUUUUCACGCUACCAGUUCUUGUAUGCGCUGCUUGGUGCUACACUUCCUCACAAGUCGAACGAAAACGAUGGCUUGGUCGAGUUUGAGAGCUGUGCUGGUGGCCUCCCACGGGAACAGUUCCACGAUCAUUACACCCACCGAUUCUACGUGGCACGUCUCAACCAUGCCGACGCGACGUUUUAUUAUGGUGACGGGCUUUUUAGUUCCGCAAAAAAGCCCGUGAAAUGGUUCGAGUGUGUGUUGUAG
Molecule: messenger RNA, 1578 nt
Organism: Peronospora belbahrii
Lineage: Eukaryota; Oomycota; Peronosporomycetes; Peronosporales; Peronosporaceae
Source: the annotation of a GenBank genome assembly